Spodoptera littoralis (African cotton leafworm) is the source of this 1527-nucleotide messenger RNA. NCBI's taxonomy places the organism in Eukaryota, Metazoa, Arthropoda, Insecta, Lepidoptera, Noctuidae. The record is from the annotation of a GenBank genome assembly.
AUGUUACCAAGAUGGAGGAAAAAUAUAGCGAGGCUGUUCCUGAUUCCUCAGCGGUACGUCCUGGGUAUCAUGGGUCUAUUGGCCGUCUGCAACGCGUAUACUAUGCGCGUAUGUCUCAACCUGGCCGUCACACAGAUGGUCAACAAUACGAAAGGAGAUGAAGAACAGCAUUUUGAUCCCAACGCUUGCCCUGAUGACAGCGAAUACUUCACUAAUGGGACUGUCAGUUCUCGACCGUACGCGAUAUUCGACUGGUCAGAAUCGACCCAAGGGUUGAUCCUCAGUGGAUUCUACUAUGGAUACGCUAUCACCCAUGUACCUGGAGGCUACCUGGCUGAAAGGUACGGAGGCAAAUGGACGCUCGGCAUUGGUCUUCUAAGUACUGCCAUCUUCACUUUGCUGACUCCUGUGGUUGUCAAAGCUGGUGGAGCGACGUGGCUCUUCAUUCUUCGAGUACUGCAAGGAAUGGGUGAAGGUCCCACAAUGCCUGCCUUGAUGAUAGUUCUAGCGAGAUGGGUUCCACCUCAUGAGCGUUCAAGACAAGGUGCUCUGGUCUUCGGAGGAGCUCAAAUCGGUAACAUCUUCGGGUCCUUCAUGUCUGGUUUCCUGAUGGCUGGAGAUGGGGACUGGGCUAAUGUGUUCUACUUCUUCGGAUGCUUUGGAAUACUGUGGUUUUUGGCUUGGAGUAUCCUAUGCUACAGUACGCCAAACACACAUCCCUAUAUUUCGGAGGAAGAGCUGAAGUACUUGAAUGAGACGGUGACCAGCGCUGAUACGAAGAGUGUACGGGACCCUGUGCCUUGGAAGGCUAUUGUGAGGAGUGUGCCUGUAUGGGCAUUAUUGUUUGCUGCUGUGGGCCACGAUUGGGGAUACUAUACAAUGGUGACAGAUCUUCCAAAAUACAUGACAGAUGUACUAAAGUUCAACAUUGCAGCCACUGGAACUUUAACUGCUAUCCCAUAUCUUGCUAUGUGGAUAAGCUCCUUUAUAUUCGGAUGGGUGUGUGACGUCUGUGUUAAGAGGGAUUGGCACACUAUCAAGACUGGAAGAAUUAUUCAUACGACUAUAGCUGCCACCGGCCCCGCAAUAUGUAUUAUAUUGGCGUCAUAUGCGGGCUGCGAUCGGUUUGCCGCCGUCGCUUAUUUCAUAGCCUCCAUGGCUCUCAUGGGAGGAUUCUACAGCGGAAUGAAGGUCAACGCGUUGGACCUGGCACCAAACUACGCUGGCUCCUUGACUGCAAUGAUCAAUGGAACUUCCACCAUCUCUGGAAUUAUUACGCCAUAUUUAAUUGGACUGUUAACUCCUGAUUCAACACUAGCCCAAUGGCGGAUAGCAUUCUGGGUUUGCUUCGCCGUCCUGGUAGGCACCAAUGUGGUCUACAUCUUCUGGGCGGAUGGCAAACAACAAUGGUGGGACGAUGUAAGACAAUAUGGGUACCCCGAAGACUGGAAGCAUGGCCAGCUAAAGAUGGCCAAUCAAGAUAAAGAAAAGAACAAAGAAAAGGAAGCCAAGAACUCAACAAAGUAA